Messenger RNA from Heteronotia binoei (common prickly gecko), 3591 nucleotides. Its product is annotated as transient receptor potential cation channel subfamily M member 6-like. Lineage: Eukaryota; Metazoa; Chordata; Lepidosauria; Squamata; Gekkonidae. The transcript has 24 exons. Gene Ontology annotation, biological process: monoatomic cation transmembrane transport. Gene Ontology annotation, cellular component: apical plasma membrane. The record is from RefSeq and is a predicted model, not a curated record. Gene Ontology annotation, molecular function: monoatomic cation channel activity. The coding region runs from base 147 to 3278 and encodes 1043 amino acids.
CUUACUUGAAUAUCCAUUAUUUCCUGCUUCCCAUGUUGUGGUUCCUUCAAGUGUUUCAGAAGCUAGUAAAGAAGGAAGAGUACAAAACUGCUGGCUUGCAAGCAGAGCUUUAACCAAGAAGGAAGACAAAUACACAACAGUACAAGAUGAAAGUUCAAGUAAAGUCCCAGAAAUCUUGGAUUGAAGGCAUCUUCUGUAAAAGAGAGUGUGCAAAGAUCAUACCGAGUUCCAGAGAUCCACACAGAUGUCCUGCUGGAUGCCAAAUCUGCCAAAACUUAAUCCGAUGUUGCUGUGGACGGCUCAUUGGAGACCAUCCUGGGAUAGAUUAUAGUUGGCCUGCUGGCCAGUCUGUGAAGGAGAAAGAAGAAUGGUCUGUCCAAAAGAAUACAGAGGCAAGUCCAACUGAUACCUUUGGUACUAUCAAUUUCCAAGAUGGCGAUCAUACCUACCAUGCCAAGUAUAUUAGAACUUCUUAUGACACCAAGCUGGAUCAGUUGCUGCAAUUGAUGGUGAAAGAAUGGCAGAUGGAACUGCCAAAACUGGUAAUUUCUGUUCAUGGUGGAAACCAAAACUUCAAGCUUCCAUCUAAACUUAAGCAGCUUUUCAGCAAAGGCUUGGUCAAAGCUGCUGAGACUACAGGGGCAUGGAUACUAACAGAAGGCAUCAAUACUGGAAUAUCCAAGCAUGUUGGUGAUGCAUUAAAAGUUCAUGCUUCUCAGCAUUUAAGAAAGAUCUGGGCUGUUGGAAUCCCUCCCUGGGGUAUCAUUGAGAACCAAAAGGACCUCAUUGGGAAAAAUGUAGUCUGCCUGUAUCAGACUUUGAGCAACCCACUCAGUAAGUUGAGCAAACUAAAUAGUAUGCAUUCACAUUUCAUACUGGCUGAUGAUGGGACAGUGGGCAAGUAUGGUAAUGAGAUGAAGCUCAGGAGGAAUCUGGAGAAAUACCUUUCACUUCAGAAAAUCCAUACUAGAAUGGGACAAGGAGUGCCCUUAGUUGGGCUACUGGUGGAAGGUGAUCCAAAUGAGAUCCUGACAGUAUGGGAAUAUCUGAAGGAAAAACCUACUGUUCCUGUAGUAGUUUGUGAAGGAACUGGGAGAGCUGCUGACCUCAUUGCUUUCAUGCACAAACACACUGCUGAUAUAACGGAUCUAACCUCUCAGUUUAAGGAAGAAAUAUUAUUAAUGAUUCAGAGCACCUUCAGUUUUGGGCAAAAGCAGUCCCAUCACCUAUUUAAAAUUUUAAUGGAGUGUAUGGAACACAGGGAUUCUAUAACUAUAUUUGAUGCAGAAUCAGAAGAGCAUCAGGACAUUGAUUUGGCAAUCCUAACUGCACUUUUAAAAGGGACCAAAAUGUCUGCUCCAGACCAGCUCAAUCUGGCACUAGCCUGGAACAGACUGGAUAUUGCAAAGAAACAUAUAUUGGUCUAUGGUCAGCACUGGAAGGUUGACUCCCUUGAACAGGCAAUGCUGGAUGCUUUAGUAAUGGACCGUGUGGAAUUUGUGAAGCUGUUAAUAGAACAUGGAGUGAAUCUUCACCGUUUUCUUACUAUAUCCCGAUUGGAAGAACUAUAUAAUACUAAACAAGGGCCAACAAAUCAACUUCUGCAUCAUCUUAUUUGUGAUGUGAAACAGAGUGCUCUUCCUGCAGACUAUAAAAUAUCACUGAUAGAUAUUGGUCUGGUGAUAGAAUAUUUGAUCGCAGGAGCUUAUCAAAGCAGCUACACAAAAAAACAUUUCAGAGUUCUGUACAAUAGCCUUUACCAGAAGCAUAAGAGAGUUGUCUCAAGCUUGCCACUGAACCUCUCCCGUCACCAUAUAGGAAGCAGAAGUGGAUCUGCUGAAAAUACCUUGCAUUCCCAGUUUAUCAGAACAGCACAGCCUUACAAAUUCAAAGAAAAAUCAGCUGCUCUUCAUAAAUCUAGGAAGAAGCUGAAAGAUGAAUUUACUUUCUCAGAUGAUCAGGAAUCAGCUGGCUUCAUUUACCCAUAUAAUGAUCUCUUGGUUUGGGCAGUAUUGAUGAAAAGGCAAAAGAUGGCCAUGUUCUUUUGGCAGCAUGGAAAGGAAGCAAUGGUCAAGGCAGUGGUGGCUUGCAAACUCUACAGGGCCAUGGCUCAUGAAGCCAAGCAAAGUAACAUGGAGGAUGAUACAUCAGAAGAGCUGAAGAAGUAUUCAAAUGAGUUUGGGCAGCUUGCUCUAGAUGUGUUGGAUAAUGCAUUCAAACAGAAUGAGCAGAUGGCCAUGAAGCUGCUGACAUAUCAGCUGAAGAACUGGAGUAAUUCAACAUGCCUGAAGCUGGCUGUGUCAGCUGGUUUAUUACCUUUUGUAUCCCACACAUGUACACAGAUGCUCUUGACCGACAUGUGGAUGGGGCGCUUGAAGAUGAGGAAGAAUUCCUGGCUUAAGGUGAUUCUGAGUAUUCUUUUACCUCCUACUAUUUUGAUGCUGGAAUUUAAAAGCAAGGCUGAAAUGUCUCAUGUACCUCAGUCACAAGAUUUCCAUCAGUUCACGUGGUACCAUGGUGAUCCCAGCAUCUCCAGUGGAAAAGAAGACCUCUCAUUGAAUGAUUAUGAUUUAGAGAGAGGAAAGGAGAAACAAGAUGAAAAGCAGUCUUUUCCUAUCAACAAUGAACAGGGAAACCUUCCUCAAACUAGGAAAAUCUACGAAUUCUACAAUGCCCCAAUUGUCAAGUUCUGGUUUCACACGAUGGCCUAUUUAGCAUUCCUCAUGCUAUUCACUUAUACUGUCUUGGUGAAGAUGGACUCAACACCCAGUGUGCAAGAGUGGCUUGUCAUCAUCUAUAUUUUCACCACCUCCAUUGAGAAAGUCAGAGAGGUAUUCAUUUCUGAACCGGGAAAGUUCAGCCAAAAGGUGAAAGUCUGGAUUUACGAGUACUGGAACUUUACAGAUUCUGUUGCUAUCAUCUUGUUCAUGACUGGUUUUGGCUUGCGCUGGGGUAAACCUCCAUUUCAAACAGCCGGAAGAUUGAUCUACUGUUUGGACAUAAUAUUCUGGUUUGUCCGACUCCUUGAUUUCUUUGCGAUGAAUCAGCAUGCAGGACCGUAUCUAACAAUGAUUGGAAAAAUGACAGCGAACAUGUUUUAUAUUGUAAUUAUGAUGGCCAUAGUAUUGUUGAGUUUUGGUGUGUCUAGGAAAGCGAUACUUUCACCUCAUGAACAGCCAUCGUGGACUUUGGCGCGAGAUAUUGUAUUUCAGCCUUAUUGGAUGAUGUUUGGUGAAGUGUAUGCAGGAGAAAUUGAUGUAAUGUUUAUUUUGAUAUGAAAUCCAUAUCAAACAAACUCUGGAAAUACAACCGUUACCGCUACAUAAUGACCUACCAUGAAAAGCCAUGGCUGCCUCCACCUUUCAUCAUUCUGAGCUAUACUGGUCUUUUUCUCAAAUGUCUCUGCCACCGUCGACCACAAAAUGAAUUUGAUCAAGAAGAGAGACGUGUUGAACUAAAGCUCUAUCUGAGUGAUGAGGAGUUAAAAAAACUUCAUGAUUUUGAAGAGCAGUGUGUGGAAAACUACCUUCAUGAGAAGAAUGAAAGUCUGCACUCCAGUGAUUGUGAAAGGAUCCGUGUAACAACUGAAAG